AUGUCUAUCUUAUACAUUCUUACUCUAGCGGUUGCCGCCUACGCCCAGGUGCAAAACUCGAGCACCACUGACGUGUCAACCGACUCGCUGUCGAAAAAGCUCCAACCCAUCAAUUACGGCGCGUUCACGCAAACCGCCACCUAUUCAGUGGCUAAUCAACUUGGAUUCUUCCAAGCCUAUGGUCUCAAUGUCACCUAUCUUCAAGUCCCAAACUCGACAUAUGGGUACAACCAAUUACUUAAUGGCGGAUACGACAUCAUGACGGGGACUGUCGACAACGCUGUCAACCUUCGCUUCAAUCAGCAGCAGCCACUCACAGUCACGGGUCAACUCGACGGCGGACCGGAGCUGACGAUUGCAUCGAUCCCUUCCAUCACUUCUAUUAGUCAACUCAAAGGCAAGGCCUUGAUGGUGGAUUCUCCCGUGAGCGGAUACGCGUACAUCCUUCGAAAAGUUCUUGCUUUGUAUGGGCUUUAUCUUGAGAACGGCGACUAUACCUUCCAAGUUGUUGGUUCGACAGUGAUCCGAUAUGCCGACCUUGUCAACGGUUCUCUUCCUGAUGGUACUCCCGUCUACGCCACAAUCUUUACGUAUCCCUUCACAAGCGAAGGAAGCGUCCUCCCUGCUGCACAACGGCCUAAUAUUCUGGCUUCAAUUGUCGACUUCAUCCAACCAUUCACUUCCUCGGCAUUUACCAUCCGAGAGGAUGCUCUCAACAACUCCACGCAGCGUGCGCUUGCGAGGAAGUUUACAUCAGCAAUGUACGCAGCAAACAAGUACCUAGCGAGCCCUUCCCACAAAACGUGUUCGAUCAACUCGAUCGCGAAGCAGCUCAACGUAUCAACGGCCGCAGCCACUUCUGCGUACAAUUCUGCGACAGACCCAUUGACCGGCGAGACGUCAUCUCCAGGCGGAAAUUUCACGGUCAACCGUCAAGGCAUAUUGAAUGUGAUUGAUGUCCGGAGUCAGUUCGGCGGCUUCUCGUCGGUGCCUACAGGCUUCAGCUAUGCAGAUGCCAUCAUUCCGGGAACGGGUCAGCUCAUCGACUACUCUCUCCUGGAUGAAGCAUUGAGCUCUCUGGUCUCAUAUACGCCGUCCAGCAAAUGCUGA
Molecule: messenger RNA, 1110 nt
Organism: Cladophialophora immunda
Lineage: Eukaryota; Fungi; Ascomycota; Eurotiomycetes; Chaetothyriales; Herpotrichiellaceae
Exons: 2
Coding region: 1-1110 (369 amino acids)
Source: RefSeq, a predicted model, not a curated record